Messenger RNA from Sesamum indicum (sesame), 1258 nucleotides. It is a transcript of the gene RPN12A, whose product is annotated as regulatory particle non-ATPase 12A. Gene Ontology annotation, cellular component: proteasome regulatory particle; proteasome regulatory particle, lid subcomplex; nucleus. The record is from RefSeq and is a predicted model, not a curated record. Gene Ontology annotation, biological process: proteasome-mediated ubiquitin-dependent protein catabolic process. Lineage: Eukaryota; Viridiplantae; Streptophyta; Magnoliopsida; Lamiales; Pedaliaceae.
AGCAGAGCAUAACCUUGAGUCAUCGAGGAAAAACCCUCAGAAAUUUUGGGGAAAAUACAGAAGUAGAGAGAGAAAGUAAGAGAGAGAGAGAGAGAGAUGGAUCCGAAAAUCACCGAGGUGUCGCAAGUCUUCGAGCGAUUCAAAGCGGCAUUUGUACGGAAGGAUUUUGAUACUUGUACCAGCCUACUCUCCCAGCUCAAGGUUUUACUGACGGGUUUCAAGAGUUUACCUCCAUUAUUUGAAGAAACACCAAAUGCCAUCCAUGAAUUAACACUAGCAAGGGACAUAUAUGAGCAUGCAGUUGUUCUCAGUGUGAAGACUGAGGACCAGGAUGCUUUUGAGAGGGACUUUUUCCAACUGAAGCCUUACUAUACAGAUUCUCGUGGUCGUCUCCCACCGUCCCCCCAGGAGUAUCCCAUUUUAGGUCUUAACCUCCUGAGGCUCCUAGUGCAAAACAGAAUUGCUGAAUUCCACACUGAGUUGGAGUUACUUUCUCCUAGUGCUUUGGAUAAUCCUUGUAUCAAGCAUGCAGUUGAACUGGAGCAAUCCUUCAUGGAAGGAGCUUAUAACCGCGUGUUGAGUGCUAGACAGACUGUACCUCAUGAAACAUAUGUUUAUUUCAUGGACUUACUAGCCAAGACAGUCAGAGAUGAGAUAGCUGGAUGCAGUGAAAAGGCUUAUGACUCUCUUUCAUUGAAUGAUGCUCGGCAAAUGCUGCUAUUUUCUUCAGACAAAGAAUUACUUGAAUAUAUUAAUGAGGAGCACCCUGAGUGGGAGAUCAAGAACGGGUCUGUCUUUUUCCAAAGAGCUAAAGAAUCAGUACCUUGCAAGGAGAUCCCAUCUUUGCAGCUGAUCAACCAGACACUCAGUUACGCAAGAGAGUUGGAGCGAAUUGUGUAACGGAUGUGCCUUCCCCCUAAUAUUUGUUCUUCCUUCUGUUUUUAAUCUUCUCAAGUGGUGUUGCUUUCAUGGAGGUUUCUUAACUAGCAGGAUAAUGGUGAUGGAAAUUAUUUCAUAGUUGAUGAAGAAAAUCACUGUGUAUUCACUCGGUCAUUUUCAGAACUGGCUGGCUGGAAGUACUACAUUUGCUUUAAUUAAUUCUUCAAACUGUGGUACCAUUGAUCAGCUGCCUUCUUAUUUUGCCCAAGAAUACCUCUUUUAGUCCCAAGAGGAGCUAAAAGAGCUCCGUGCCCCUUUAAUGUCUCUAUGAAGUAUAUAAGGAAGUUGCUAGUGAAAAUAUUGAGUUGGUGUUAUUUUA